Magallana angulata is the source of this 3420-nucleotide messenger RNA. Its product is annotated as palmitoleoyl-protein carboxylesterase notum1-like. NCBI's taxonomy places the organism in Eukaryota, Metazoa, Mollusca, Bivalvia, Ostreida, Ostreidae. The record is from RefSeq and is a predicted model, not a curated record. The transcript has 13 exons. The coding region runs from base 800 to 2551 and encodes 583 amino acids. Gene Ontology annotation, molecular function: hydrolase activity.
UAUAAACUGUUCUUUAUACGAUAAAAGAUGAAAGGAGACAAAUGAACAAGCGAAUAAAAACUAUUUGUAUAAAAACCUUGCGCUCGGGAUUUUGCAUAGUAUGUUAGUGACCAUCGGCGGGACUAGAGGAAAAGAGCAUUAUAUUGGAGUUAUAAAGCGGCGGUUAUGAUUAUUCCUUAAUAACUUUGAAGUGAGACAAGCAAGUUUGUUAAACCGACUUUGAUCUCUGAAAUAUAGCACAAACACACUUUGUUGUUGGAAUUUCAAUUUAUAUUUACACCGAAUCUUUAUCAAUUGUGGACGUAUAUAUUCAUACUAUGGAGCCUGAUUUUGGAUUUUAUUUACAUCGAUGAAUUGUCGUUAAAAGAGAAAAAAGAAAAAAAAAAACAAGACGCAGGAUAUAAUUGAAAAAUUAGAAUAACUUGAAAUAGGAUUUUCAGUGCUGGUAUUUCACAGAAAUGCCACCUGUUGUACCUAUACUUGAUCUCCUCACGAAAAAUACAGUGUUUUGUCAAUUGCUUUCCGUAACGUAUACGAAAAUGACAGUGGAAUCUAAAGGUUACAUGAAAGUGCGAUGUAAUUAACAAACAUGGAAAUAUUCAACUUUACUUGAUACUCACUUACUUGACUUGAAAUUUACACCAUUUUUUUUUCAUUCACAAACUACCGAGGAUGGCUAUAAAAUUUAGAUGUGAUUUAUGCUAUGUGGAACGAUGAUCAAGUGAACAAACAUUAGAAAUAUAGAUAUCUAUAGCAAAAUACUUUUAUAUAAAAUACUGAACGUACCUUUUUUAUUAGAAUGACGAAAAUAUAUUUCAUUGUGACAUUUUGGGUUUGUGCAAUAUACGAUGCAUCAAGCAUGGCGAGACGUUUAGAUAUGCCGUUAGAUGUAAAUAAGCUGGAGAGUCUCGGAAAUACAGACACUCUUAUGAAAUCUCUGAAAGACAUUGCUCAAAAGUCGCACAAUUGUGGCGUGAAAGAAAUACCAAAGUUACGUCGGCACUACCUCAGGAAUACAAGUGUGACAUGCAAUGAUGGGUCUCGUGCAGGGUAUUAUUUAAGAAAAUCUCAUGGCAGCAAAAAAUGGAUCAUAUUUUUAGAAGGUGGUUGGUAUUGCUUCGACAGAUUCAGCUGCGAACUUCGUUGGAGCAGCAAAAUGAGAAAAUACAUGACAUCCAAUGGGUGGCCAGAAUACAAAACGGGUACUGGAAUCCUUUCGUGGGAUCCUAAAGAAAAUCCUUAUUACUUCAAUGCAAAUAUAGUAUAUGUUCCAUAUUGCUCUAGCGAUUCAUGGACGGGUACCUCACUCAGAAACGGGGACGGAUAUGCAUUCUUGGGCUCCUAUAUAAUAGAGGAGGUAAUCCGGGACCUGAUUCCACGGGGCCUGGCCAGGGGGAAGAAGCUAUUUCUGACAGGAACUAGUGCUGGUGGGACAGGUGUAUUGAUGAACCUUGACCGGGUCGCUGACCUAGUGAAGUCGCUGGCCCCGAGGGUGGAGGUCCGGGGGAUCGCCGACUCCGGUUGGUUUUUAGACAUUCCACAAUUCAAUGAAAAGACCUGUACCGAGCCUCUCUCCUGUUCGCCCACCACGGGGAUCAAAAAGGGAUUCGAUCAGUGGAGGGGUCGAGUACCGGAAGCUUGUAAAAAUGAAUAUCCGGACCAGGAACAAUGGCGGUGUUACUUUGGAUACAGGAUGUAUCCAACUUUAAAAACUCCUGUUUUUAUUGUGCAAUAUUUAUUCGAUGAAGCGCAAAUCCUAGCAAACAAUUUGAUCAACCAAAACAAAUUGAUGAACUAUAAUGGCAGCAACGAGCUGCUGUCUAAAGAACAGUGGGAGUAUUUGUACAAACUCGGAGAAAAAGUCAAACAGACGCUUGACAAUGUGACGGCGGUGUUUGCGCCAGCUUGUUUGUCUCAUGAAGUUUUAUUGAAAAAGGACUGGCACUCUAUAUCCGUGAAGGGCAUUUCCUUGUCCCAGUCCAUUUAUUGCUGGGAAAACAGCUUUGAGGGAGAAAAAUGCAUUUCUGCUACAAAUGGCAGCACAAGCGUAAAACUAAUACGACCAUAUGGAGAUGCUCCAGUUAAAGCUAGAAACCAAAACAAAAAGUCUCAAAGAAAGAAAAAGAAGAAUAAGAGGAGGAAAGAUAAAAACAAGAGACGGCGAAGGAGGAAGAAUAGAAACCGAAAAAAUAAGAACAAGAAAAACAAGAAAAACAAAAGAAAGAAGAAUAGAAAGAAGAAGCGAAAGGGAAAAGGAAAAAACAGAAAGAAGAACAGGUCUCAGCGAUCUGCAAAGAACGUUAGUAACUGCAGCCAUCACCUGAUCGAGCAGUGCCCCCUACCUCAGUGGUGCAAUAGUUUUUGUCCCACCUUCCGGAACCAGUAUAACGGACAGGAGAUUGACUUUUUCAAAGUGUUCGCUGCUUCCGGUAUGGACAGUAAAUCAAUGGCGGAACUCCUGGGCGUGAAUACGUCAACCGUGAACGCGAUGAACGCCAACACAAUAUCUACUCUAUUGUUGGACACAUUCAGACAAAAGAGGCCUCAGUAAAGCUCUAAACGGUUGUUUGUUUUGUAUUUUUUAGAAGGUCUUUACCUUUUGAGACCUGUACCUCAUGUAAAAGUUCUGUGGCGAACCGUUAACUUAUAGAAUUCACUCUCAUAAACAUUAAAAAUUAUAUAUUCCAUUGACGUUUUUCAUCGGAAAUGCUUAGUAAUCGCGUGUCACUUUUAGGCAGUAUUUUAAUAUUUCUUGUACAUCAUACAUUUACAUAUUUUUAAUUACUUAACAAUCAACCCAAAAGCAGCAUUAUAACUUAACACUUAAAUGCCAUUCAGAUAUUCAAUAAUUGAAUGAAAUGGAAUGUAUUUCGUUUGGAGGGUUGGUCGCUACAUCUUGUCUCUGUCUGAGGUACAUUGUUUUGUAUAUUUGCAAGAUAGAUAUGCAAAGAAUAUUUGGACAAAAACUGGAUCGUUUCUACAAAUGACCAUGUCAUAUUUAUCUUUUGUCGUAUUAUGGCAGAUUUCCCCCGGGGUAUUCAUUGUUUGCUGCCUACAAUUUUACAGAGUUAUUGCUAAAGAAUUUGUGAUGCAUAAUUCGACAUUUAAAAAUGAUUUGUAAAUAUUUAUGUGUUUUUUUUAAGGAGAAAAAAAAAUCAUUUUGUGAUAUGUAGCAAUUCAGGGAAUAUGAAUUGUAUUUUGUAUAUAAUUAUAUUGUUAUUUUUAUUAUUCUGUACGUAUAAUUUUAUUUUGUAGCGAUUGUUCAAGCAAUAUUCUUUUUUGAAACAUUUGAUCAUUAAAAUGUUUUAUGUAGCAUCUUUGUGUGUCAUUUCUUGAAAGAAGUUGAGUAAAAUUGUUUAGAGAUACAAAGCAUUUGUUGGACUGUAAAUGGCGAUGCUUUCAAUAAAAUUAAAUACUUUC